This is a messenger RNA of Sorex araneus (European shrew), 3533 nucleotides long. RefSeq names its product baculoviral IAP repeat containing 2 (gene BIRC2). The record is from RefSeq and is a predicted model, not a curated record. The coding region runs from base 946 to 2859 and encodes 637 amino acids. The transcript is spliced from 8 exons. NCBI's taxonomy places the organism in Eukaryota, Metazoa, Chordata, Mammalia, Eulipotyphla, Soricidae. Gene Ontology annotation, biological process: regulation of apoptotic process; regulation of cell cycle. Gene Ontology annotation, cellular component: spindle microtubule; nucleus; cytoplasm.
GCGCGUCGGGUCGUUGCUCGGGCGGCGUCGCUGCUGCUCCCGGGAGCCUGAGGAGGCGUCGGGGCCGCGGCUCCCGCGUCGGCCGUGAGGUGAGCGAGCGCUCGCGUCGGCGCGGCCCGGGCCGGCCUCGGGCAGGGUCUGCAGGGCGGGGCCGGCUCGGGCGCCGCCGCCGCCGGGUGCGUGCUCGCUGCGUGCCCGUCGCUGCCCCGGCGGCCCCUGACGCCGCCUUCCUCUCAGACGCGUCUCCGCCCUUCCGGGCCUGCGGGGUCGCCGCAGCUGAGGGACGCGGCUGGCGCGGGGCUCCUCAGCUCAGGGGGCGCGGCGGGCGCGGGGCUCCUCAGCCGAGGGGCGCCGAGUGACCGCUCCCGCGUCCCCCUCGAACCCCCCGCGAGGCGGCCCGGCCGGGGGGCGUGGACGUGUCGGGCUCGGCUGCCCGGCCGAGGGGGGCGGAGACAGUUGGGAGCUGAGGGCCGAGCGGGCGCUCCUGAGGCGGAGAGGAGACCUGAGGCGGAGUGUGGAGACCUGAGACGGUGUGAGGACUCCUGGCAGGCGCGCUCGCUGUCUCCCCUUCCCCUGGAAGAGCAGUUCCCAGUGGGCGCCGUCCCCAGACGUCUGUAGGCGUCACCCAAGAGCACAUCCAAGGCUUAAUAGAGGUAUUCUGAAAUUGUCUCGAAUUUGGGAAUAUUACAUAUCUUUAAAAAAAAAAAGAGUCAGAAUUAACAUUUUGUGUCAGUUCUUUUUUCAAGCCAUUGAGUUUGUUUAAUACGAUAUUAAAAACUGAAGCAACCAGUUACCUAAGAGCGAUGAUAUAACCUGAAAGUGUACUUGGUAUUUUAGGACAGAGGUUUAGCCCACCCGAGUAAACUUACACGUACAAAUGCAGUGAAUUUGACCGCGUAGGAGGAGCCUGCCCCCAUUUGUUUGUUUUACUGGUAUUACAAUUUAAUGUGGGUGAAAACCCUUCAGGUGAAGAUUCAUCGCCAAGUAAAGCCACUCAUGCACAAAACUACCUCCCAAAGACUUGUUCUAGGUCUUUCGUAUAAAAAAAUUAAGAAUAUAAUGGAAGAUAGCACAAUCUUAUCAAAUUGGACAGACGACAGCAAACAAAAAAUGAAAUAUGACUUUUCCUGCGAGCUCUACCGAAUGUCCACAUACUCCACCUUCCCGCCUGGCGUGCCUGUCUCGGAAAGGAGCCUGGCUCGAGCAGGGUUUUAUUACACCGGUGUGAUUGACAAGGUCAAAUGCUUCUGCUGUGGCCUGAUGCUGGACAACUGGAAACAAGGAGACAAUCCUGUGGAAAAGCAUAAGAAGUUGUACCCCAGCUGCAGCUUUAUUCAGAAUCUGGUUUCUGAUGCUCAUCUGGAAUCCACCUCUAAGAGUGUUCCUUCUCCGGCCAGAAGUGGUUUCACACAUUCCUUGUCUCCCACCUCGGAGCCUGGUGACUCAUUGACUGAUUCUUUUUCCAACCUUUCAUUCAACCCUGUUCAUUCUAGAGCAGGUGAGGACUUCUCCCCAACGAGGACUAACCCCUACAGUUUUGCCAUGAGUACUGAAGAAGCAAGAUUUCUUACUUAUCGCAUGUGGCCAUUAACUUUUCUGUCACCGUCAGAAUUGGCAAGAGCUGGAUUUUAUUAUAUAGGACCUGGAGAUAGAGUUGCCUGUUUUGCAUGUGGUGGGACACUCAGUAACUGGGAGCCAAAGGAUGAUGCUAUGUCAGAGCACCGGAGGCAUUUUCCAGACUGUCCGUUUUUGGAAAAUUCUCUAGAAACGCUGAGGUUUAGCAUUUCAAAUCUGAGCAUGCAGACAUGUGCAGCUCGGCUGAGGACGUUUAUGUGCUGGCCAUCCAGUGUUCCCGUUCAUCCGGAGCAGCUUGCAAGUGCUGGUUUCUACUGUGUGGGUCGCAAUGACGAUGUCAAAUGCUUUUGUUGUGAUGGUGGCUUAAGGUGUUGGGAAUCUGGAGAUGAUCCGUGGGUAGAGCAUGCCAAGUGGUUUCCCAGGUGUGAGUUCUUGAUACGCAUGAAAGGGCAGGAGUUUGUUGAUGACGUUCAAGCUAGAUAUCCUCAUCUUCUUGAACAGCUGUUGUCCACUUCAGACACUGCUGGAGAGGAAAUUGCUGAUCCACCAAUCCUUCACUUUGGACCCGGAGAGACGCCGUCGGAAGAUGCCGUCAUGAUGAACACACCUGUGGUCAAGGCAGCCUUAGAAAUGGGCUUCAGUAGGAGGCUGGUCAGACAGACAGUGCAGAGCCAGAUCCUCACAGCUGGAGAGAACUACAAGACAGUUAGUGAUCUUGUGUCAGCACUUCUUAAUGCGGAAGAUGAAAACAGAAUCGAGGAGAAGGAAAGACAAGCUGAAGAAAUGGCUUCAGAUGAUUUAUCGCUGAUUCGGAGGAAUAGAAUGGCACUCUUUCAGCAAUUGACGUGUGUGCUGCCUAUCCUGGACAAUCUUUUGAAGGCUAAUGUCAUUAAUAAGCAGGAACAUGAUAUUAUUAAACAAAAAACACAGGUGCCUUUACAAGCAAGAGAACUAAUUGAUACAGUGUUAGUUAAAGGAAAUGCUGCAGCCAACAUCUUCAAAAACUGCCUGAAAGAAAUUGAUUCUACUAUAUAUAAGAACUUAUUUGUGGAAAAGAAUAUGAAGUAUAUUCCAACAGAAGAUGUUUCAGGUCUGUCCUUGGAAGAGCAGUUGAGGAGGUUGCAAGAAGAAAGAACUUGUAAAGUGUGUAUGGACAAAGAAGUUUCUAUUGUAUUCAUUCCUUGUGGUCAUCUGGUAGUAUGCCAGGAGUGUGCACCUUCUCUACGAAAAUGCCCUAUUUGCAGGGGCAUAAUUAAAGGAACUGUUCGUACGUUUCUCUCAUAAAAGAAAAGUGGGCUAUGCCUUAGCUCAUUUUAGUAGGUUAAAAAAUAUUUAACAGAUCAUCUGAAAUAUAAAAAGAAGAAAUAUUGAGUCUUUUAUUGGUAACAUUUGUGUUCCUGAUUUGGUAUUAGUGAUCUUGUUUUUUUUUUUUUUAAAAGGAGCACUAAUGCCAUAUUUAUUCUUAAUCUCUUUCUGUGAAGGGAAGGUUAGUUUGUUGAGCUGUAUUAGUGUUAUCUCUUUAAGCUUAGACAUUAAAGUGUUAUCAGCGGGCUCAGGUUGGAGUAUGGGUCUGGCCUUCACGGGCCCUGGUUCCAUCCCUAGCACCACAUGCUUAAAACUAAACUAGUAAGUGAAAGGCACAGUCCCAGUUUUUCUGUGUCGUUUCCAGAGGGAACUGGAUUGUGCCAGAGAUCGGUCCCAGAUCAUCAUGAUAUAUGAAUGUUCAAACACUAGGCCACAGACAUCUGUGGCCUGACAUGGUGUUCUUUUGGAGGCUUGGGGUACCGCAUUAGAAUGAAGUUUAAAGGAACAGGAGAACCAGAAACUCGGGGGUUUAUUAAAGUUAUGGUGCCAAAUUGUCUGAAAAUGUUUUGUUGUGUUAGAGAUUUUUUCCAACUAGCAAAUAAGAUUUCCCCUAAUUUGUGAGAUAUCUUAAUAAAGAUUUUUGAAAAAGAUUA